Molecule: messenger RNA, 7617 nt
Organism: Chanos chanos (milkfish)
Lineage: Eukaryota; Metazoa; Chordata; Actinopteri; Gonorynchiformes; Chanidae
Gene: apc2
Product: APC regulator of WNT signaling pathway 2
Exons: 14
Coding region: 1-7617 (2538 amino acids)
Biological process (GO): negative regulation of microtubule depolymerization; pattern specification process; Wnt signaling pathway
Cellular component (GO): beta-catenin destruction complex; cytoplasmic microtubule; catenin complex
Molecular function (GO): microtubule binding; beta-catenin binding; gamma-catenin binding
Source: RefSeq, a predicted model, not a curated record
AUGAUGACUCACAGCGCUGCGUCUUAUGACCUCCUGGUACGGCAGGUAGAGGAUCUCCGUAAGGAGAACUCUCACCUGCGCAGGGAGCUCCAGGACAACUCCCAUCACCUGUCCAAGCUGGAGAACGAGACCUCGGACAUGAAGGAGGUGCUGAGACAGCUUCAGUGUAAGCUGGAACAGGAGGCAUGUACCCUGGCCUCCUCAGGGAGGUCAGAUGUGCUCGACCAACUCAAAGAGCUUCAUAUGGAUUUAACGAACUACUAUGAGCUGAAAUAUCAACCCCACAACCUGCGAUCCUUCUCUGACGCCAUGGCCAGUCAGUCAGCCGCUGACGACGACAGAAUGCCCCUCCCACCGCCCAGCGUGAGCCGGGGCAGGAGCCCCCGUCCUGUUUCACGGCAGGGCUCGUCUGUGUCGGGGGAGGGCACGGCCGUUCACCCCCACCUACUGGACGGAGGUCUGGCCAGGGGCGGGGCAUCCGCAGACGGGAGCAUCACAGCCCAGCAGGUGGAGGAGCUGUGCAGGGAGAGGUCGAUGUUGCUGAGUGAGAUAGAGAAGGAGGAGACUGAACGCAGGUGGUACUGUGCCCAGCUCCAGGGCCUCUCUCAGAAACUGGCUGAGUUACCACGCAUCGACACAUUCUCCAUUCAGAUGGAUCUGAUCCGGCAGCAGCUGGAGUUUGAGGCUCAGCAGUUGCGUUCCGUGAUGGAGGAACGAUUUGGUACCAGUGAUGAGAUGGUGCAGAGAACACAGAUCCGAGUGGCCCGACUGGAGCAGCUGGACAAACAGCUACAAGACGCACAGGAGUCGCGUGGCUCACAGGAGAAGAGUGUGACCCUGUCUGAGAGCCAGAGCACUGACAGCCUCAACAAGUCUUCUGUCCCUGAAACAGAAAAUGGAUCAAACACGUCGACGACAGAGGCGACUGGUGAUGCAGGGGGAAAAGUAGAGAUGGUUUUCUGGCUCCUGUCCAUGUUAGCAUCCAGGGACCGUGAAGAGAUGUCCCGAACCCUCUUGGCCAUGUCCAGCUCUCAGGAAAGCUGUGUUGCCAUGCGUAAGUCUGGCUGCGUGCCACUGUUGGUGCAGAUCCUACACGAGGGUGGUGCAGGCGGGGCACCGGGGCAGGGCAGCUGCAGUCGUGACGCUCGCUCCAGGGCCAGUGCAGCGCUGCACAACAUCAUCUACUCACAGCCCGACGAGGGUCAGGCACGACGCGAGAUGAGGGUCCUGCACGUGCUGGAGCAAAUCCGCUCAUAUAACGAGAGUACCUGGGAAUGGAUUGAAAAUCAUUUGGGAACCCCCUCACCUGGAGGGACUAAAAUGACAGACAUCCCAGAGCCUGUGGAUCCCCAGAUCUGCCAGGCAAUGUGUGCGCUAAUGAAGCUUUCAUUUGAAGAAGAGUAUCGCCGGGCCAUGAAUGAACUUGGGGGUCUCCAGGUGGUUGCAGAGCUGGUGCAUCUGAAUCAGGAGCUCUAUGGCAUGCAGAAUGAUCCAAUAAACAUGGCUUUAAGAAGAUAUGCUGGAAUGGCACUGACAAAUCUCACCUUUGGAGAUGUUGUGAACAAGGCCACUCUCUGUUCAAAGAAAACCUGUCUCCAGGCAAUUGUUGCACAACUUGCAUCUGACAGUGAGGAAUUACAUCAGGUUGUGUCAAGCAUUCUAAGGAACCUGUCAUGGCGUGCUGAUAUUAAUAGCAAAAGAGCCCUUAGGGAAGUGGGAAGUGUAUCCGCAUUGAUGACAUGUGCUCUUCAGGCCACAAAGGAAUCGACCUUAAAGAGCCUAUUGAGUGCUCUGUGGAAUUUGUCAGCACACAGCACUGAGAACAAGGUGGCUAUUUGCUCUGUUGAUGGUGCUCUUGGCUUCCUGGUCAGCACCCUGACCUAUCGCUGUCAGACCAACUCACUGGCUAUCAUUGAGAGUGGUGGAGGUAUCCUGCGCAAUGUGUCCAGUCUCAUUGCCACCCGAGAUGAUUACAGGCAAGUCCUCAGGGAUCACAACUGCCUCCAGACAUUGCUACAGCACCUGCGUUCUCACAGUCUGACCAUUGUGAGCAAUGCAUGUGGAACCCUAUGGAACUUGUCUGCUAGGAGUCCAAAGGACCAGGAGCUGUUGUGGGACCUGGGAGCAGUGAGCAUGCUUCGUAACCUCAUCCACUCAAAGCACAAAAUGAUUGCAAUGGGUAGUGCCGCUGCCCUGCGAAACCUCCUCACAAACCGUCCUCUCAAAUACAAGGACACUGCUGUUGUAUCUCCAGGAUCUUGCAUGCCUUCACUGUACAUGAGGAAGCAGAAAGCACUGGAGGCUGAGCUAGAUGCAAAGCACCUGGCAGAGACAUUUGAUUCCAUUGAAAAGCAAAGUGCCAAGCAUCCAAGCAUUAAUAAACCUCUCCGGCAUAUUGAAAGCUUGGCGAAGGAUUAUGCCUCUGAUUCUGGUUGCUUUGACGAUGACGAGGCACCAAAUGUCUCAAGUAGUUUGGACACAGGAACUUUCUCCAUGCUCUCUAUGUUCCUGAACAACUCCAACUUCCUUCAGAACCAACCACGGAAGAAAGACGGGGAACCUGAGCGUGACGUCGAACUACCUCAGACAGACGACCGGAAGUCCCAGCCUCCCGAUGACGAAGUGUCAGUGGCAGCAGAAAAGCUGGCAAAGAAAAUUACAAACACUGUGGCCAAGAUUGACAAGCUAGUGGAGGACAUCACCAUGCACACAUCCUCAGAGGACAGUUUCAGCCUCAGCUCAGAGGACCAUUUUGUUGACUGGCAGUAUGGGUCAGAUGAGCAACACGAGGCCAGAGCCCAGUCGUGUUCCCCGUGCCGUCUCUCUGAUACCAGCACCUUUGCAAACAGAGAGCGGCUCCAGAGAGCACAUGCCUUACUGCGCCUGAAAACAUCUCACACAAACUUGUCCAAUGACAGCCUUAAUAGUGGCAGUACCAAUGAUAGCUACUGUGGUAGCAAGGACCAGAUUCGGCCCUCAGCAAGGGCGACAGGACAAAAUCGACCGAACAAACUUGAUCUCAAGGUGGCCCAUCCAGAAUGUACCAAUGGUGGUGCUAAUGCUUUGAAUGAAACCACUCAGAAUGAGAUACCUGAAAGAGAUUCAGAAGCCAACAGAGAUGUGAAAAUGUCAGAGCCAAGCAGCACAGAAACAGAGAAAGCUCAAGAGCUUCCUCCCGCAACACCAGCAACUACAUCAACCAGAGUAUCAUCUGAUGCCAGCAUGCCGACCAUCAAGCUGUCACCCUCUUAUCAGCAUGUUCCUCUAAUCCAAAGUGUUGCCAAAUUUGGUGUAGCAAAGACAGCUAUCAAUGUUCAGGCAGCUCAGGCCAUGAGAAGGCAGGCAUGGGUGCCUAUGGUAAUGUCUGGUGGCAGCAUAACCAAGUUCUCCCCUAUGAACACUGCUAGAAGCCCGACACUGGGUCAGUUGGAAACGGUGCAGAAGUAUUCUGUAGAGAACACGCCAAUCUGCUUCUCUCGCUGUAGCUCUCUGUCCUCUCUGUCUUCUGGUGAUGGAGCCCUUGAUGGGCAGAGUCAGAGUGAGAAUGAACUGGAGAGUGAUUCCUCUCUUGAGAUAAUAGAAGUAGAAGAUGGAGACCUUGAAAGGAGACAAGAAGAAGAUGAAACUCUGGAGGACCUAAGCGAUAGUCAGCUGUUGGUGACAGAUCAGAAAACAUGCCCAAACAGCAACAGUACAUCUUCGGAUCCCAUUGAGAUCCCCUGUCCUGCAAAACGUGAAAAGAUUUUCCUUCGGGGAGUAUCGCCAGGAAUACAAGAGGACAGGACCCCAUCCAGUUCUUCAGACAAUUAUAUCCAUGAGACUCCACUUGUGAUGAGCCGCUGUAGUUCUGUGAGUUCACUGGGUAGUUUUGAGUCCCCUUCCAUUGCCAGUUCAAUUCAGAGUGAUCCAUGUAGUGAAAUGAUAAGCGGGACAGUUAGCCCUAGUGACCUACCGGACAGCCCUGGACAAACCAUGCCUCCGAGCCGCAGCAAAACUCCAUGCUGUGUUGAGUCAAAUGGGCCAGAGACACAGACACAUGGAGGGGUAGGAGGCCCAUGGGAAAACAGCUUACGCAAGUUCAUGGAAAUUGCAGACUUUAAGGAAAGGUUCAACCUACCUCCAGAUUUGGACACAAUGAUUUACUUCACUGUGGAGAAACCAACUGAAAAUUUCUCAUGUGCCUCUAGUCUGAGUGCCCUGCCUCUCCAUGAGCACUACAUCCAGAAAGAUGUAGAGCUGAAACUCACACCUUUGCUAAACCAACAUGACAACAACCCAGAAUACAAUGUGUCUCACAGAAAGAAAGAUGACAUGGAUGAUCCUACCUAUAUGGAGCAAGUAGACCAGUACAGUGAGGGCAACUCAGAUGAUGACAUUGAAAUACUCAAAGAGUGCAUCAAUUCAGCAAUGCCCUCCAGAUUCAGAAAAGUAAGACCAACCUUAAUGUCUACCUUCUCAAACCAAGUUCUCUACAACCAGGCCCGAAGAUCUGCACAGCUGCCAGUUUAUAUGAUGGUUCCCAAUAAUGCCAAUCAAAUGUUCUCUGGCAGGAAAGUUGCAAUGUCUGCUAAGGAAAUCUACUGUGAUGAUUCUUCAUACACUGAUUCUGCUGAGGGCACUCCUGUUAAUUUCUCAAGCACAACUUCUCUGAGUGAUGAGACUCUUCAGUAUCCAAUGAAAACAAAAGGAUCAAAGGAGUGGUGGUCUAGAAACAAAGAGACUCAGGAAGUAAUGGACACAGAGGCAAAGAGAAUCGAAGACCUACGUGUUUUCUCUCGCUUCCACAAGGCUAACAGAAUGACAACUCAGUCAGACAUUGUGAGUAACCAAACGAAUAGAACGGUCAAACAUGUGAUUCCAACUCAAAGGUUACUCAUUCAAAGCAAAGAGAUGGCAGCAAAAAUGUGUCAGUAUCGCAUUCGAGAUCGUUCGCCAAUUCAGCAAAUCCACAAACAGGAACAAAAUCUCUCCAGAAGUAUGCCACAGUUAGAUCUCCCUACUAGGAAACAAAGCACAGAGAUGUAUCAAAAUCAAAGAGUGACCCAUAAAAAUAACAGCCAGGACAAUAUUGCUUUUCAGUCCAUGCGGCACCCAACACCUACUGAGGAGGCCUCAUACCACUACGGUGGUGGGGUAGACAGAGAGGAUGGGGAGAUAAUGAGGAAUGGACGAAACCAAAUGAAUAACUCUGGAAAGAGUACUGUAACUCGUAAUGCUAAUGUGAUUGGCCGGGUUGAUAAUAUUCAAACGAAACAGAAAGGUUUUAACAGGAUCAAACAGAAUCUGAUAAUGGAGGAGGCGCCCCCUUGUUACUCUCUCAGUUCAUCUCUCAGCUCCCUGAGUGAUGCAGACUUUGAAGACCGCCAAGGGAAACCUCAGCGAGUUUGGAUGAAGAACAGGCAUAACUUGAUGUCUAAUCAAAGUCAUUGCCCACCAAAAUCUCUACACAUCCACAACCAAUAUGAGGAGAACAGCUCUCCCAGCUCAGUCAGCAUGGACUCAGAGGAUGAUCUUCUGCUGAAAUGCAUAACCUCUGCUAUGCCCAAGCAAAAGAAAAAACAAUCAAGCAGGAAAAGGAAAGGAGAAAGAAAACAGAGGACAAAAGCCACAGUUCAGAAGGGCACAGAGGACUGGAGCCCAGAGAAUGACCUAGAGAGCAAUGACAUGGCAUCCGAUAAAGAUUCAGACCUCAACAGUGUUGAAUGGAGGGCAAUACAAGAAGGAGCCAAUACUAUUAUCACAAAGCUGCAGGCCUCAAAGUCGCAGGAGCCGUCUUCAGAAUCUGAAUCUGUGCUCUCAUUUAUGUCUGGAUCAAGUUUUACACCCAAACAGGAAACCAAGAAGACACUCAAAGAGACCAAUAAGAAGCCAAACAAGCCUCUUGAUUUUGCUCAGCGUAAGCCUGUUCCCAAUUUGCCAGUGGUCUUCAGGGGCAGGACUGUGAUUUAUACACCUAAGAAAGAGACAACUCUCUCACAGAGGCCAGCCCCUAGAAAACUGUCUACGAAGACAGAGACUCCAGUGAAGAAUCCAGAGCUGGCGCAGCACAGGUCCAGGAGCCUCCACAGAUUGGGUCGGCCCAGUGACUGCACUGAGUUUUCCUUGCCCAAGAGAAGUUCAACUCCGCCAGCCAGGAUACCAAAGAGCUCCUCAUCGGGGUCGUCUCAAAGUUCAACCCCCUCAAGGCAGCCACAGAAAAAACUGACCUCCCCGACACAAACGAGCAAACCAAGCCAGAAAAAGACACCCCCAGCAAGUAACCCACCAGAAAAAAGGGGAAACAACACAGUUUCAAAUAAUCAAAAUACAAAAUCCCCAGUUCACAAUAAAACACAGAAAUCCCCUGUGCGAAUCCCCUUUAUGCAGAAUCCUUCAAGACAGUCAAGAAUGAUCUCACCACUAGUUACCAACCAGCCUACCAAUAUUAGUAGACAAAACAGUCAGGUGUCAGGGAAAAGAAUUGUGCCUGCCAAUCGAAUGGAGUUGGUUCGCAUGACAUCCACUCAUUCAAGUGUCAGUGACUCAGACCGCAAUGGCUUCCUGAGGCAGCUGACCUUUAUAAAAGAAUCACCGAGCGGCUCGAGACGGAACACUCCCUGCUCACGCUCUGUGCCCACUUCCCAGCACGCGUCGCCUCGGAGAGCAUGUCCAGGUGCCCCAGCAGUUUUUCUCUGUUCUUCCCGCUGCCAAGAGCUGAAGCCAGCAGCACAAGGACCAAGAGGAAUGCAAGGAAGCCCGAAGCAAGGGCCAGAGACAGGGAUCCUACGGCAGAGCUCAGCAUUAUCAAGAGCCACCUCCAGUGACCGAGAUCUCUCAAUGAAACGCCCAGCGAGAAGAACCAGCUCAGAGAGUCCCUGCAGGCUGCCUCAGAGGAAUGUUCCUGGGCAAAAGCCAAAGGAGAGAGACACGGUCAAGAGAUACUCCUCCUCCCCCAGCAUUAAUGUUCUAAGUCGGGUCACGAGCCGCUCCUCUCUCCGGUCCUCCUCCUCUGACUCCAGCGGAAGGGCAAAAAGUGAGAAAGACAUAAUGCAGAGGCCUCAGAGAACUGGUUUGCAAAACAGUGACAGAGUAACCUGGAGAAGGAUUCGAGAUGAAGAUGUGCCGCAGAUACUAAGGAGUACUCUGCCAUCAAAUGCAUUGCCUUUGGUGCCUUCUCCUGAGGGGCACAAACCAAUGCCACCAAAACUGCCAGGGAAGCUGCCAACCAUUUUAUUGAAGUCGAGAAAAACAAGCGAUGCAACAGUUCAAACAGAGGACUUCUCAACCAGUAAGACCAACUCCAGUACUUCACCCACAGUCGAGAAUGCUCCAACGGUUUCAGAAGAGGCAGCAAAGAUAGCUCUCCCAAGAAAGAUUAACCUAGUGUCUGGAAACAACCUGCAGGACGGAGAUUCGGAUGGAUCACUCAAGAACCAGAGCAUCGGGUCCAACUCAACCUUUCAGUCGACAGAGAGCCAUAAUGGAGGUGUCGGGCACUUCCGUCACGGUUCUCCCAGCAGAGCUGUCCGAGUGACUCCGUUCAACUACACCCCAAGCCCUAUGGCCUGCUGUGUGCAAGAUACGCAAGGUCAAGCACCAUCGAUCCCAGAGAAGUCAGGAGAAAAACUUGAAGCCUAA